AUGGGAAUCAAGCCCUAUCAUCUCACGCACAAGGAUGGGAAGAAGAUCAGAGGAGAUAGGGCACACACAGGGAAUCUCAUGCCUCUCCUUGAGCAGCUCCAAGCCUACAAGGUCACAGCUUACAACACUAGGCACCAAAGAGGAAGAAAGCUUAGUGUUGGAGGGGUGAUCACACCAAUUCUUUGUGCAGCUGGAGUCAACUGGACAAGAGAAGGUCUACUCCACCAGGUUGGAUGGACAUCAAGUUUUGCAAGACCAACCUCCUCAUUGAGCACAAGGAGUUGGAUGGGAGAUUCCAAUUCAAGUUCACCCACCCCAUUGGCUGGACUCUCCAAGCUUCUCCUGCCCAACCCUGAGCUCACCACGAAGAAGAGAUCGAGCUCGAUCGAGCUGAGGAUCGAGCUGAGGCUCAAGCUGAAGAUGGAGUGCAGGAACGCUGACUUGGGUGAGCCUGAGUGCUACUACUUUGAGGAGUAUGAGGCUCCAAGGAUGAACCCCUCUGUUGUGGCUGCCCACAAGAGGAUUGGACUUCUCCAAAAGUUCAACAAGUGGCAAGGGAAAGCCAUGGAGAAGAUGCAAAAGUCCAUGGACAAGAUGGUGAGCAAGAUCAAGAGCUUGGAGAAGAAAGUUUCUGGUUCUUCAAGCAAGAAAAGAAGGCACCCAAGGCCCCACUUUCCCUAG
Molecule: messenger RNA, 681 nt
Organism: Microthlaspi erraticum
Lineage: Eukaryota; Viridiplantae; Streptophyta; Magnoliopsida; Brassicales; Brassicaceae
Source: the annotation of a GenBank genome assembly